Molecule: messenger RNA, 1487 nt
Organism: Drosophila biarmipes
Lineage: Eukaryota; Metazoa; Arthropoda; Insecta; Diptera; Drosophilidae
Gene: Ipp
Product: inositol polyphosphate 1-phosphatase
Exons: 2
Coding region: 163-1287 (374 amino acids)
Biological process (GO): phosphatidylinositol phosphate biosynthetic process
Molecular function (GO): inositol-1,4-bisphosphate 1-phosphatase activity
Source: RefSeq, a predicted model, not a curated record
AAUGCACAGCUGAUUCUUACGUUACGUUACACCCACGUCCUUACGUUUUCUGUCGGCAGCCAAAAAUUGCGCAUACGCCUAGUGUUUACCAAUCGCCAAAGGAAAAGCCAUAAUAGUGCUGAAAUGGAAGCCAAAUAGGCCGAAGAAGCCACCUGGGUCACGAUGAGUGCGGUAGAACAGGCAAAUCUGCUGCGCGUGCUGAUCAACUGUGCGGAGAAGGCGGCCAACAUCGCCAGGACAUGUCGCUCCAACGAGGAACUCCUGGCACUGCUGGUGCAGGAGAAGAGCGGGUCGGAGGCCAACGAGCGGUUCGAACACGACUUCAAGACCCUGGCCGACGUCCUCAUCCAGGAGACAAUCAAGCACGAGGUGGGGGCGCUCUUUCCCGCCAUGCAGGAGGCCAUCCUGGGCGAGGAGUCGCCCAACUUCACCAACCAACUGGGCGAAAGUGUCACAAUUGCAGUGGGAGCGAGUGAGGAGGACACCGCCUCCUGCCUCCAGGCCGUCCUCAGUGGACACGAAGGCGCCGCUGCUGCCCUGGCCAAAGAGGUCCACCAGGAGGUCAGCUUUAGCAGCGAAAAGCUGGGCGAGAUUCCCCAGCUGCCGGAGGAACUGGACUACGGCAAUCUGGGCAUCUGGAUCGAUCCCAUUGAUGCCACUGCCGAGUACAUUUCGGGCGACACCAUGUUCACCGACUUCCCCGGCAUCACGUCCACUGGCUUGGACUGCGUCACCGUGCUGAUCGGCGUCUACGAGCGGGACACCGGAGUGCCGGUCAUGGGCGUGGUGGCCCAGCCCUUCGGCGACAAGUUGGAGGAGAACGUGUACAGCUCCUCGGUGUUCUGGGGCGUGUGCCUGCCCGCGUUACAGGCCCACAACUGCGACUUCGAGGCGCGCGACGAGAACCGGCGUCUGGGCAUCUUCUCCAGCUCCGAGCAGUCCGACAUCCUUCAGCGCUUCCUCGAUCUGGGCUACGAGUUCGCCUUCUCCGCUGGUGCAGGCCACAAGGCUUUGAAGGUCAUCACCCACGAGGUGGACGUGUAUCUGCUCAGCAAGGGAUCGACCUUCAAGUGGGACACCUGCGCUCCGCAGGCCAUUCUGCGAGCACUCGGCGGCGACGUCCUGGAUUACUCAGGCAGUGUGGCGGAGCAAAAGGCCGUUCCAUUAAAGUACCUGAUGGAGGACGCUGAAACCCAUGCCGAUUGGAAGCGAAAUGCCGGUGGUCUAAUUGCUGUGCGCAAUGUCGAUGUUGUGGAGGAGCUGCUGGCCAAGCUGUGCGAGCAAUGAAUGUUGUUGUUAAUGUUGUAACCUCAUUAUUGCUGUUGUAAUUGAAUCGGUGUAAAACUCCCAUUAGAAUUGUAGAGAAAGGAUCUUCGGUACAAAAACUAUUCCACAGAAAUAUGUGAAUAUUUGUAGUGGAAAAUUCAAACAGGUUUUCGAUCAGGAAAAUAUAUGGCUGAUUUAUUAAAGCAAAUAAAAGUCCAUGA